Molecule: messenger RNA, 617 nt
Organism: Prorocentrum cordatum
Lineage: Eukaryota; Dinophyceae; Prorocentrales; Prorocentraceae
Source: the annotation of a GenBank genome assembly
UUGGGGGUUCCGAGAUCACCGCUCGGCCUGUCGCCGCACCGUUUCGGACCCCAAGCUUACACAGAGUAUGCCACGGAACGCAAUCCACACGGAUACUUCUGGUAAGGUCGAGAGUUCUAGUGCCCAUGUAUCGAACAAUCAGGAGGGGAAGGCCCCGCGACCUGCCGCGGCCCGCCAGCCCCAGGGGCACGCUGGCGGCCGGCGAGGCCACGGCCGAGCAGGUCCUGGAAGGGCAGCUGCCGUACUCGUGCGCGUGGAGGGAGCAGUUCAACAGGGGCGAGAUCCAGGCGGCAGCGUACGCGGAGGGCGCCUCCCUGCGCGUCGCGGCCGGCCCCGCGGGCGAGGGCGAGUCGGAGGCGCAUCGGCUCGUCGGCUGCGAGGUGCUCCAGGGCGGCCGCGAGCUCCGGGGCCGCAGCGCCGUCGCCGGGUUCUGGGAGAGGUGCGUCUCGUUCAAGGCCUGGGGCGCGUACCAGGACGCCGCGUGGUCCCGGAUCGCCGUGGACGCCAAUACCGUGUUGGUCAAGGGCAAGGUGGGCUUCGCGGGCGCCUACGGCGAGACGGUGGAGCUGUGGCGCCGCUCGGAGGAGACCGGUGGGAGAUCGAGAGCACGAUGCUGA